AGUCUUCUAUGACAAUCGCAAGCUUCACACCGACGCGUCAUCUACGUCGGAUUUUAUUAGUUUUGUAAUUUUAUGUGAUUAAGAAAAUUGUGAUAAGUGUAAUUUUUAUACACAUCUUGGUGAUAAUACUAGUAUUAAGAUUUGUUAUGUUAUUGUUGCACGAGGGAUUACAAAACGAGCUUACCCUGCCUGCAGUGCGUGCCAAGAGCCCCGAGUCCCAGCCAUUAGAUUGAGUGGAGUGUUCCCCGCCCACACGUAGCCCCGUACGCCGCAAAAAUUCCGCGCGAUACAACGGACUCCUCCUCCAGCAUGGAACUGGAGAAAGCCCCCACGCCUCUCCACGAGGAAGACUCCAAAAUCACCCUCACUAUCAGACUGAUUAUGCAGGGGAAGGAAGUUGGCAGUAUUAUAGGCAAAAAGGGAGAAAUUGUGAAGAGAUUUAGAGAAGAGUCUGGAGCUAAAAUAAACAUAUCUGAUGGAUCAUGCCCGGAGCGAAUUGUUACAGUCACAGGCAACACAAGUGCUAUAUUCAAAGCCUUCACACUUAUCUGCAAAAAGUUUGAAGAGUGGUGCUCGCAGUUCAACGAGGGCGGCGGCGGCGGCUCGCGCGCGCCCAUCACGCUGCGGCUCAUCGUGCCCGCCUCGCAGUGCGGCUCGCUCAUCGGCAAGGGAGGCUCCAAGAUCAAAGAGAUACGUGACGUCACAGGAGCUAAUAUACAGGUAGCGAGUGAAAUGUUGCCGAACUCGACAGAGCGAGCUGUGACUAUCAGUGGAACUUGCGAUGCGAUCACACAGUGCAUUUAUCACAUCUGCUGUGUUAUGCUAGAGAGUCCGCCGAAAGGUGCAACUAUCCCGUACCGGCCGAAGCCGAACGUGGCGGGCCCCGUGAUCCUGGCGGGCGGGCAGGCCUACACCAUACAGGGCAACUACGCCGUGCCCGCGCAGGACGCGGUGUGCGCACCGAUGUUCCCCCUGGUCGAGGUGAAGCCGCCCCUCGUGGGCGCGCUGCCGCCCCACCACCUGCUACCGCCGCUACACGAACACCACCUUAUCGGGGGGCUAGCUAAAUCACCGUUAGCUGGACUUGCAGCACUAGGUCUAGGCGGUCUGGGACCUUCUAACACUAGUGGAUUGAAUCCGGCAGCAUUAGCCGCUCUGGCGGGGUCCCAGCUGCGCACGGCCAACCAGGGCCGCAACCAGCCCGCAACUAACCAGCAGUCGCACGAGAUGACUGUGCCUAACGAACUCAUCGGCUGCAUUAUUGGCAAGGGCGGUACCAAGAUAGCCGAGAUCCGUCAGAUCUCCGGCGCGAUGAUCCGGAUAUCAAACUGCGAGGAGCGCGAGGGCGGCAGCACGGACCGCACCAUCACCAUCACCGGCAACCCCGACUCGGUGGCGCUCGCGCAGUACCUCAUCAACAUGAGGAUCACAAUGGAGACUGCGGGUCUGCCGCUGCCCGGGUACCACUACAUCGCCCCGAACCACAUCGUGAAGGCGCCGAUCCAUUGAAUGGGGCUCCGCGGGCCGGCCCCCCGCGCCCCGCACUGCGCCCUCGCCUACCCGGCGCCCUACGGGAGUCCGGCUCCGUUCUACUAUUACAAGUGAAAGGCCACUGAAGAAAAGGGGGAAAGCGAUUGGCAAAUAACUGAACAUGUAUGUUUACAUUUGUUACGAGUUUAUAAGUAUUUUAGAUAUUCUUAUAUUUAUUCUCCACUAUUUAAAUAAAUAAAGUGAGAGGAGUCGAGAGUCGAUCGCGCACUCCAUGUCGUGGGUGGUGAUAUAAUUUGUAAUGUGAAGAUUUUAGGAACGUUUAAAACUAAGAAUGAAGAUUUAAAGUGACUGACGUUUUAAAAAAUAAUUUUGAUCAGUCCGUGAACAGUGAACGCCAUAGAGUGAUUGAAUCUCAUCAGCGGUAGGGCGGACGGUCUCUUUUGUUCGUUCUACCCUCGUUCACUGUUCAUAGAUUAAAGAUAACGACAUCGGGUGUUAGCUGAGCUGUUCGAAUUUACUAUGAAUUUAAGCGGUCGAUUGAUUCAAUUAUCCGUUGUAAUUAUUUUUUAUCAUGUAAAGAUCGGUACGGAGAUCGAGAGACGAAUGGGAACGUUCGAGAUAAUUUUUGUAGAUCGACGACGGUGUAAAUUAGGCGUAGGGGACUGUCGAGCGAGCUCGGAUACGCUGACGUAGCGUUAGUAUUAGAUUAGCGAACAGAGUGAGAGGGUUAAAGACAAUAUUUGUAAAUAAAUAUGGUAAUUACCUGGAAACGUUAGGUAUUACAGUAAGCAGUCUUAUGCACUAGCCGGUUAGUGGCGGGCGGCUCGCGACUAGAACAUUAUUCCAAGCACAUCAAUACAAAAGUUAAGCAUAUCAAGACAUUGCAUCACAUCCGUAGCGCGGCCGCCCGCGCGGGCUCGGCUCGGCGACAACGCGGCGCUCAGUGCAUAGGGCAACUAGCAGCGCGGCGCGGCAACGGCGCGCGACUGCACGAAACCGAUGGGAUCAAAUCCUUUAAGAAACUUACCGUAAAACAAAGAGGAGAGAAAUCAAUAAAGUCGUCUACGAUCACAAAAAAAAAGACGUUAGUUUUUAAAAAUAAUAGUGUUGCUAAUUGUGAUAGUCUUCUUAUUUAUUUAAUAUUCAAAGAUCUCUAAAAAUAAUAUACACCUUGUGUACAUCGGCUACGGGAAAUUUUAAUUCGAUUGUAUAAUAUUGGUCCAGGGAUCAAGCCAAAGAUUGUUAAUGUUUGUUUAAACAAUAAUAAUGUUGUCGAUUUAUGCUAAAUUAUUCUGUGGAUAGUUUAACACUUAGUAUUUGUAACUUAGAGCAUUUUAUUUCACUUAUUUUUAUUACCCUCUCCAGAAAGCUUAUUUUAGUAUAAGGUGAAAUGUAUAGAUAGACCGGAAAGGUAAAUGUCAUAAUAUUUCAGAAAAAAAAAGAAAAUCAAAAUAAAAAUGUCUUAGUAUAAAAUAGAUUAAGGUAAGUAUAGGACCAGUACGUGUAAAUGCUUUUCGGUGAAUACGUUCAAAAGACAAAAUAUUUAGUGCCAAGAAAAUGACAAACUUUUUGUGCCAAAAAUAAUAUACAUGAAAGCGAAGGGUCUAUGGUAAUGGGACCCACUGUUCGCUCAGUAUUGAAAUAUUGAAUGACGCAAUUACUAAGAGUAAUUCCAAUUUUAUCCACAUACAUAUUAAUUUUGCACAUCCCUAGUUGUAAGUAAACACAAUUAGAUUUUAUAUUCUUGAAACAUAUCCCGAUAUGAAAUUUUCCUCGUGUCUUCCCUUCUGUAUAUCAAUAUUAAAUUGUAAAAUUAAUAAUUGUAUGUGCCAAAGUCGUGUCUGAUUACUGUCUACGGAUUUGUAUGUGAAUGUAUGGAUUUUUAUUAAUAACAUCUCUAUUUGUACUAGUCAAAUUCGUCUGAAAUCGAAGAAAAUUCUAUGAAAUCUUUAUACACUCUAGUCAAAAUUUAUCAAUUGGUAUUCAUUUAUAUUUUAUUCUAAAAUGAUAUUAAUAUUAUUUUCGAUGUUCGUUUUUUGUUGUUUUUGUGGAAUCUUGCUUCGAUUAUAACUUAGCAAUAAAAUGAUAAAAUCAAUUAUUUAUAAUAAAUGUUUGCAUAUAAGACAAAUGUAUAGAGCUUUGUACAUUUAAUAACACAGGUAAAACUAGAUUUAAAUCUUUAGCCGUAACACGAUAAUGUGGCAGUUGGGUGUAAAAAAUACUAGAGAGAAAUUUCUAGCUGUGAUUAACACUGAAAUGCACUUUAGUGCUGAAUGCUGGCGGAGCUUAUAGUGGGUAGUAACAAAAAACUUGAGCAUUAUUCUAUAUUCGACUUUUGAUAAGUAUUAACUGUGUCUAUUUGUCGAACAAAAAUAAAAGGGUAUUUAAGUUAUUAUUGCUAAAAUAUAUAAUGAGAUUGCUUUUUGCCCAUACUUGAUCGUUUUACCUGUGAUGCUCAAGUUAUUUGUUAUCUACAUUCGGUCUGUUACAGGUAGAAAUAGAAGCUUUGUUAGCUCUCAAUGUAUGGUCAAUACUCCGAUGCGUUGGGGAAACAUCUGGUAUAGUGCCAUCUAAGUUUAUGGCGGCUCGCAAUUAUGCACGAAACGCUGCGUAGAACAUACAAUUUUAAAGGGGAAACCCCUGCUCACGCUUUCCUAAAUUAGGGUACCUGCGGGGAAAUGCUGUAUCUACAUCCGAACCACCCUAAUGUUUCAAUAUUGUAAUAGCAAAUGUACUUUAUACUCUUUGUAUGGCGUGUGCACAAUAACCUGCAAAUCCCGAACCGAUUUCUGCUUACAUGCGUGGUUGUACUGUGCGCUACAAAAGGGUAACGCGACGGUGACGUCAUCUCAAGCCUCAAUGUGCACGCAGGGCAAAGAAUUUUGAAUGUGAAUAUACUUAAAGGAGGUAGACUUACGAGUCUUUGUGUAUUGAUGUUGUUGAUGCGUGUUAUAUAAAUAUUUAGUACAAUGCAAUUUUUUAAAUAUUAGCAAAUAGUAUUAAUUUCGUGUCGUGUAUUAUUUGUGUAUUAUCGAUUCGAUGUAACAUUAUUAUAUAUUACAUAAUUAUAUAAUUAUAUUCGUGUUAGCGUAGCUAUUAAAACAUUGUUACUGUUAUUUUGAUUUGCUCAAUUAUUUAAAAUGUUUACGUUAGCUAGUGAUCAUUGUAAUUGACUUUUGUGUUGGAUAGCGACCUAGUUGGAAUCUCAGUCUAGCUGUGAUGGCAAUUUUUAAAUGAAGACUUAGUUUUACAAUGUAUUAUGAACCGAUGCGUGCGUUUAUUAGAUAAUGUAAUGUAUAGGGGCUUUGUGUACACUUCUGGAUUGUUUUUGCAAUGUAUUAAUGUCGUGUUAUAGGCAUUUGAAAAAUGUACGGACGUAACGGUCAUUGACGUAUUUUUUAUGCAGCAUAAAAGAACCGUUUAGUAAAAUUUUAUCAUUGUUUGAAGUUUAUGUCGGUUCCGGUGGUGUGUUGACGGUCAUGCAAUAUUUUGAAUCAUUUAUUAUUAAUGUAGUUUUUUUUUGUUGAACAUUAUGAAUUAUUAGCCUUUAUUAACAGGGUCAGAUUGCGCUGAAUAAUAGAGUAAUUUAAAAUCAAUUUUAGCAAAUAUUUACUAAAUGUAAUAGUAAAUUUUUUAAACUUCGUGUUAGCACCUGAAUUUUAAAUUCUUAUUGCACCUUUUUUCAAAAUCCCAGUUUUGAAUUUCGUGGCAAUAAAUUCAUUGAAACUCUACCGAAUACUCAAAAGUAUUUAGAUUUUUCCUCGUAUUUCGAAUUUCUAAUUCGAGUUAAGAAGAAUGUGCUAAAUGAAAUAAUAUUUUGCUAACUUCGUCACUUAUCUAAAUCCGCAUACAGGUUCGGACGAUUGGGUAAUAAGGGUUGUGUAAUUUGUUAUGCAUAUACAAUAUAUUUAAAAAAAUAUAUUUGCUUCAAUCCCUUUAGAUACGAUUUAUUUAGUACCUACUUCAGAUGUAAACCUACGCAGUAGACUACCAGGGUAAUAUGAAAUACAGAUAGUGUCCUAAGUUCACGUCACUUAUAGUUCAAAUUAUUCCAAAAGCUUGUAAGGAAUAUUCAAAAUUUAGACCAACUAGCUUUGGAUGUAUGAACAAAAUAAAGCUAGUCGGUAAAUUCCUUGUCGUACAUACUGGCAUUACCAAAUUUGAACUGCACAACAGUUGUCUUCAUAUUUACCACCCUAUUACGUUGUAGAGAGCUUAUUAACCUUCAUAAAAAGAUAAUAUCGUUUGAAUUUGUGAACCCGGUAUAGUCUUUAGAGUAUACGAAGAUAAAAUUAAUUGUUUAAAUAAAUAAUAUUAAAUUUAUUGUCUUUUUCGCUGACUGUACCGUGUUGUCUGCUUCCGGGAGUAAUCAGUUAUGGAUACAUAUCGACUGAAUAGUUAAGGAUAAUGUCGAAAUGGUAAUAAUUUGUCACUGCUGAAAUAU
This is a messenger RNA of Papilio polytes (common Mormon), 5935 nucleotides long. It is a transcript of the gene mub, whose product is annotated as poly(rC)-binding protein 3. The coding region runs from base 310 to 1509 and encodes 399 amino acids. Gene Ontology annotation, molecular function: mRNA binding. The transcript is spliced from 12 exons. Lineage: Eukaryota; Metazoa; Arthropoda; Insecta; Lepidoptera; Papilionidae. Gene Ontology annotation, cellular component: nucleus; cytoplasm. Gene Ontology annotation, biological process: regulation of gene expression; regulation of RNA metabolic process. The record is from RefSeq and is a predicted model, not a curated record.